Molecule: messenger RNA, 5014 nt
Organism: Sitodiplosis mosellana (orange wheat blossom midge)
Lineage: Eukaryota; Metazoa; Arthropoda; Insecta; Diptera; Cecidomyiidae
Gene: MnM
Exons: 7
Coding region: 818-4642 (1274 amino acids)
Molecular function (GO): protein binding
Source: RefSeq, a predicted model, not a curated record
AUUCAAACCCACAACAAUAAGAUGUUUAUCGAGUGAUGUGUUUCGGGUAAACUAUUAAGUUAUUUUCCACUUGCAAUUGGAUAGCUUUCAUGAAAACAGCCCGUCAAAAUAUCGAGUACAUAAGCAAAGGAAAAGCCCGAUCAGUUCUGCAAUAAAUUUCAAACGUGAUUCAAGUACGCUCACAUUUUAGGAAACAUUCACAAGAAUAAAGGAAUAAAAAGCGAAAAAGACUAUUGAUAGCAACAAAGAUUUUCAUGUUUUUCUCCCUUUUUCCUGUCUUUCUGCGUUAGAGAGAAUAUUUUUAAAUCGUCGCUUUUCAAGAAAAACUAAACAUUCAGCAGAAACCGUGCCGAACGUAUAACGUAUGUGUGAAAAUCCAACUGACUACAGGCAACGCGUGCACUCUUCAGCGUGCCGUACACAUAUAAAUAAAUAGGUAUUCCGACGUAUUUAAAUUUCGCUCUCCCAAAAUAUAGAUCACAGACACAUUUGCGCACAAACAAACUGCCUGUAGAACAGUAAUGGGUCAGUUCGUUUUUGCUCGGAAUUCUAAAACAAGAUCAUUCUUACGAUACACGGCAACCGAAGUUGUGCAGUAGUGUUUGAAAUUUUGUGCGCGAGAGACGGGCGUCGACAUCUUGAGACGCUAUUGUCUCACAAAAUUCCCCUUUUUUUCUUUAAGUUUUAUUUUUUCUAUUAUCGUUUGCAUAUUUUUUUUGUUUCUCUGAUCUAGUUUAAUUUUUAUUUAUUUUAUUUUUUUUUCUGCUCUAUUUGCUGAGCGAUUUGAUGUUCUGAGACGCUCGAAACAACGCCAGCAAUGGGCAAUCAUUCGACAAAGUCGAGUCAAAAUGUUAACCGUGAUCAUCGGCCAAAGAAAAACGUGCAUUGGAAAUCAGCAGAACCACCGUCAAACCCUGGCAAACCGAUCCAAGUGACGCCUUUAAAUGCUUCUACUGAAACGUUACAAAUAAAAUGGGAUCGACCCUACACAGAUGGUGGAUCACCGAUUAUAGGCUAUCUGGUUGAACAUAGACGAAUCGGUUCACCAACUUGGGUAAAAACAUCGGCCACACUUGUACCAUAUCCAGAGAUCACAAUGACUGGAAUCGAACCCAAUUGGAGAGUUCAGUUCCGUGUUUUUGCUCAAAAUGUCGUUGGAAUGUCGGAGUCGAGCCCCUUAUCCGAACCCAUUUCCAUUAUUUCGCAGUGUAGUGACACAUCAGCGCCGCAAUUUUUAAACGAACUGCAAAACACGACCGUAUUGGAAAACGAUCAAUGCGAGUUUCACGUCAGUGUCAUCGGAUCACCGACUCCUCAAAUAAAUUGGUUUAAGGAUGGAUUCGAAAUUUUCAGCAGUAGGCGAACAAAAAUCAUUAAUGAACUUGGUUCGAGCACGUUGAUUUUCCAUCAGAUUGCACUCACCGAUGAAGGCGAAAUCAAGUGUACGGCAACAAAUCGUUAUGGACACGUUGUAACCAGAUUCCAAUUAAGAAUAGAUGCACCUCCAAAAAUACGAUUGCCAAGACAAUACGAAGAUGGAUACUUGGUUGAGGCUGGCGAAUCAAUAAAACUCAAGGUUGGCAUCGCUGGCCGUCCAACACCUGCCAUUUCCUGGUCGCACAAUAACGAUAUCAUUACAAAUGGUGGACGCUACGAAAUCACAACAAACGAUAAAAAUUCGUUUUUGAAAAUAACCAAAGCCACGCGCAAAGAUCGAGGGGAGUUCAAUGUUCGGGCAAUCAAUAAAUUGGGUGAAUUCAAUGCAUCGUUUCUUGUGACUGUCACCGCAAAGCCAAGCCCACCGCAAAAUGUUCGAAUCUCAAUGUCAUUGGGCAAAUCAGUCACGCUCACUUGGUCAGCGCCCGAAGAUGACGGUGGAUGUAAAAUUGGAAAUUAUGUAGUGGAGUAUUUCCGCAUCGGAUGGGAUGUUUGGUUGAAAGCGUCAUCCACCAGACAGCUGACCGCCACCUUGAAUGAUUUGAUUGAAGGCUCUGAGUAUAAGUUUCGUUUAAAGGCUGAAAGUCCAUAUGGGCUAAGCGAACCAAGCGAGGAAUCAAAAACUCUUUUCAUUCCCGAUCCCAAACGAGGCAUUGUUACACCUAGUAGUCAACGCAGUAACCGCAUCACCAAACAAUCGUCACUUUCGCCGAAUGUGGACCGUAAAAAUGUGGUUUACAGCCAACCUAGAAAAAGUCCCAUUAAGCAAAUUAUUAUAUCAGAUGUCCCCAAAAAUGUUGAAUUCAUUUCACAAAUCUAUGACAAUGAACAAAUCGUGAAGGAGCUUAGUUACGGCACAAGUGUCGAGAAUCGAAAUGGUAAAAAGAAAGAUCCACUUCCGUCUUCGAAGCAAAGUUCCGAAUCAAAUUCAAUCCAAUCCAGUAAAAAUAAUGUGAAUAAACCUAAAUUAGUCAUACCCGGAGAAGAAUCAAAACCUUCCAUAGUUACAACAUCGCUCCAAAGCAAUGAAAAGAGAACGCACGACAAAUUUAGUGAUGAAAAUAACAAAUUGGCAGCCGCUCACGAUGAAGUUCACACGAGCAAUGAAUACAUGCUAGUUUUGUAUGAUGACAAAAAGAAGGAAAAGAAGGACUACGAAGAAAAUCAUUUUGAUUUGGACUUGAAAGAAGCCAUUGAAGCUCCACCAUUGUCAUUAUCAACGCCAGACUUACAUGACAUGUCACAUCACAAUCCGUUCCAACCAUUAAGAAGAUCUGCGAGUUCAUCUGAAUUACUCUAUGAGAAGGUAAUGCAAAGGUUUUACCAGGCAGUUGAGCUGGACGAAGCGGAGAGGGCACGAAAACAAAUUUCUGAUCCCAAUUCAAACCGAAAAUCCAAAUCUAUGGAUCGCACAAUGAACAGCAACGAAUUCGAAUCGCCGUUUGAUAACGAAGUGAAAGGCGACUCAGAGCUAGAGCCAGAACCUGAAAUCGAAACUGAUCAACACCAUGAUCGUGAUUUGCGAAAAGAGAUCUUUGAAUCACAACGAAAACGCAGUCACACUCGACACGAACCAUUGCCAGAUGUUGAUUACGAUGAUGAUUACACAGAGAGUACGGCGUCAUCAAUAGGAUCGGUUUCAUUGUCUGCCUCCGUUGAAUCAAUUGAACAGUUCAUAAACUCAGUGCGAUCAGCAGCAUCAACAAACACAAACUUGACCACAAGCACAACGAAUACACGAGCUCCGGUCAAUGAUGAACUAGAAACUUAUCAUCCGCGUAUGGAAAUGCGGGAAAUGCGCGCACUUUCACCAUAUAGAACUCCAGAGCCGGGCCACGCAACUGUAAUUUUAAAUAAACCUGUUCCGUUGCCCGAUCCAGAUAUAAAACCAAAAUCGAUUCUCAAGCGACGGACAUCUAACGAAAACGCCAUAAAUGAAACAACAACAAGCACUGUUGUGGAAACUAAGCCAGUUGAAAAAGAACCACAAUUACAAGUGCUACCGCCACAACCGCAACCUCAAAUUCAACCAAAAUCAGAGCCAGAGCUACAAACUCAGCCGCAAUCGCAGCCAAAAUCGUUGCCGUCAAUACCAAAGCCAGAAAAAGAGAAAAGAAGCUUUUUGAACUUAUUCAGUAAGAAGGCGACAUCUGCAGAAAAUCUAAAGAAACCGGUCGAGUUGCCGCUUGAGAAAAAAGUCCCAGAGAAAGCUGUAGAAAAAGAGAAACUUUCAAAGCAACGACAAAAUUCAAUUGAAGAAAAUAAAGUGGAACAAGUUGCAGUAAUUGAUCAUUACAGCGACAUUGUCAGAGAGUUGGGUGGUAGAACGACUACGAAAUCGCCUGUACCGUUGUAUAUGAAUCAUCAGGCAUUACGGGAAGCGGCUGCAAGAGCUGAACUUGAGGAACGCGCAUCAAUCGCACACCAAGGGCCGCCGUCUCGAUGCAUGUCGCCCGAAAUCGAUAAAAUCAACAUUAAUGACGAUGAAGAUGAACAUUAUAUGUUGGAAGUGGCCAAAAAAAUGAACCAAUACACCGAAUCGAUAGCGGCGCCAUUGCCACAAAACGAUUUAGUUGAAAUUAGUGUGGAACAUACAAAGUCAAUUUCGUACGCAGUUCGUCAAAUAAAACAGCCCGAUGUUAAAGCGAACAAUGAAGCCAUCUUCCAGGCGAAUGCUAAAAGCUUGACCGAAUCGACGAAACUGAACAAUGAAGAUGAUAGUACUGAUAGCGUGAUCGAUACGAAAAAGCAAGAAACGCUAACAAAAGUGAGAAGUUCAUCACGCUUACGUCAACUCGGACGUGCAUCGACAUUAGAGCGGCGUAGCCAAUCAAAAUCGCCUCUUUCUGACCGCAGAACAUCGUUAUCAUCGACCGUAUUGAAAGUGACUCGAAUGCCUGUCCAAAACACCAACAACGAUAUUGACAUUGAUUUUGGAUCUAUAUCGUCGCCAUCGCCAUCACGUCCACCAUCGCCAUCGCCAUCGCCAAAAGCAGCCGAACACUUGCAAUCCACAGCUGAAGAGAAUGUUCGCUCCACCCUAUCAUAUGUUACAGAUCUGGCAAUGUUUUUGUUGGCUUGCUAUCUGUACGUGUUUCAUGAUGCUCGUCUGUCUAUUCCAAUAUUGCUUUUGAUGGUUUAUCGACAAAUGAAAAAUGCAUUCGUAGACCAAAUACAGAAAUGGACUAAACGGAAAAGACAAUGAUACAACGGUUAUGGUUAUGGUUACGGCCACUGUUAUCGCUCUCAACAACCACUUAAUUCAUACUUUUGUUAAUGUUAACCAUUUGAUAAUUUGUUAUCAAUAAACUUAUUUGUACCCUAAUGGAAAUCAAUUCAACUCAAAUAAAAAGAGAUGAAAAAAACAACGAGAUUUGUUUUCAAACACAGCAGCUCCAAGUAUACAUUAAUAUAAUAUUAAACAUUUAUUUUAAACUUACACAUUAAGGACGAUUACAGCUUACAAUGUUUAAUUAUUACCUAAAUAUCAGCGUUGUUGAAGAAUCGCUAGAAUUUGCUUAUGUUUUUUUUUUUAAAUUUCGUCAAUAUGCCAUUCAAUAAAACUAUUAUAAAUACA